Messenger RNA from Trichomycterus rosablanca, 3336 nucleotides. RefSeq names its product mical-like 2a (gene micall2a). The record is from RefSeq and is a predicted model, not a curated record. The transcript has 17 exons. Gene Ontology annotation, molecular function: protein binding. Lineage: Eukaryota; Metazoa; Chordata; Actinopteri; Siluriformes; Trichomycteridae. Bases 1 to 2406 code for a protein of 801 amino acids.
AUGGCGGCCAUCAAAGCUCUCCAGCAGUGGUGCAAACUCCAGUGCAGCGGUUACAGAGACGUGGAGAUAAUCAACAUGACCAGCUCGUUUAGAGAUGGACUGGCCUUCUGUGCUCUUAUCCACAAAUUCCGACCCGACCUCAUAAACUUUGAGUCGCUCAGUAAAGACAAUGUGUAUGACAACAACCACUUGGCAUUCUGUGUGGCUGAGGAUCAUUUAGGGAUUCCUGCACUUCUGGAUGCAGAGGAUAUGCUGGCUCUGCCUGUCCCAGACCGGCUUAGCAUCCUUACUUAUGUCUCGCAGUACUACAACUACUUUAAUGGACGCACACCCAUGGGAGGAGUUGGAGGAGUCAAACGGCCAGCAGAGGGUUCAAAGGAAGCACCAUCGGAGAAGAAGAAUCUCCCUGUCGUCAAAACCUACAGCCCAAAACCUGUUCCAGAAAACUAUCCACGGUCUACCUCCUCUGCCUUAAAGUCUUCAGAAAACCAUCCACCAUCACUUCUCAUUCAGAACAGCAGGUCAGACAGAUGUGUAUCACCCUCUCUAAAACAGCAGUCUGCUAUGGAUAAACACACUGCAUCUAAAAUCAUCCAAAAACACCUUUCAAGCAAUGUUUCACCCAUCAGUCUGAAAACUUCAGACCGGGAUGUUGAGAAGAAGUCUGUGUCGAACGAGAACUCCAAUAAAACUGGCACACUGAACAGUAAGUGUGCGGUGUGCAGGAAUCAUGUUCACUUGGUCCAGAGACACCUAGUGGAUGGGAAAUUGUACCAUCGCAGCUGCUUUAAAUGCUGUGAGUGUUCAGCUGCUCUACACUCUGGGGCGUAUAAGGCAGGCCAGCAGCCUGGCACACUGCUCUGUACUUCAAAGCACUGUACUCCAAAUGCACAUAAGUCUUUAGCUAAGCCUAAUGGCUCGGAUAUUGUUAAGAGGGAACCCAAACCUUCUCCUACCCUACAUGCGUCUGUGUUGUCCAGUCCCAUUCAAGUUCCUCCCAGAUCAGUCCAGCCCAGUCCAGCUCUACAGCCAUGGACAGCCUCGGCAUUAAGGACCCAGAGUGCCAGGCAGAGAUUUUUCCUUUCUGUCUGUGUAGUCCCUAGUACCCAGAACAGCACUGUAACAAAAUCAGAAGAGGAGAAAGAUCAGGCACCGCCACAGGCACUGAUUUCUAAGAAGCUGGCAGAGGAAAACUGCAACAAUAACAACAAGGCUUACAACUGUGGGCUCAGUGCAGACAACAAACCGGGGCUUGGCCGCCUCUCUGCUGAAGUCUCCUGUUGGAAGCAAGAGAAACGGGGCUCAGCUGUAGCAGAUCAGAAACCGGGCCUUGUCUUUCCCUCCCCUACCGGCACAAGUAUCAGUACCUGCAGCGCGAAGUCCGCCUGGCUGAGUGCCAGCAACAGAGCGCACACCAGACACCCCUCCUCUUCCCUCGUCAUCAACAGAGCCAAAGAUGUGGGGAGCUGUGAAACCCCGGCUGAUUGUCAAUCAAAUGCCCGAAAUGGACCAGCACUAAAUGCUCUGACUCCUGAAAAAAACAACAGUGAUAACCAACUAAUCUGGCAAAACACACACUUUACACCAGGCUUCAAGUCUACUUCUUCUGCUGAGCAUUUACCUCAAAAGUCUUCAGUCACAGAUGAACCACAUCAUGGAUCUGAUUCCCUAGGUGGUAUAUCUGGCAAUCCAUCUGACCAGAAUGGCAGUCUGGAUGGCAGUCUCUCUACAAAAGUAUCAUGGGAACCUGACACACCAUCUCAACAACCAAUAAGACCAUAUGUUGCCACAGUGUAUGGUGAAAAUGAAAUGGUGUCGUUGGAAAACAGUUCAGCACCUGAAACUGUGUCACCUACAAUCUGGCCUCGGCACAUCCCGAUGGAACAGAUCACUACCGAGCUGCAGGAAAUUGAGAACAGUCUGAGUGAUUUGGAGAAAGAGGGAAUUGAAUUGGAAAGGAGACUCCGUCGCUGUGAGGAAGAGGGCAGCGGGGACAUUCUGGCAGAUCCGUUGAUGGUGGAAUGGUUCAACCUGAUUCGAAAAAAGCAGAGCUACAUACGGAGGGAGUCUGAACUAAUGUACAUAACUAAAACUCAAGACUUAGAGGAGCAGCAGCCUGGAGUGGAAGGAGAACUCAGGAGACUUCUUAACAAACCAGAGCAUGUAAAAAGCAGCUCUGAACGAGAGCGUGAGGCUGAUCUGAUGAAGCAGCUGGUGGAGAUUGUGAAUCAAAGAAACGCCAUUGUGGAGGGACUGGAGGAAGACAGAUUGAGGGAGGAAGUAGAGGAUCAGCAGCUAAAUGAAAUGAUGCAAAGGCUCGGUCUGCGAAAAGUAAAAAAGAGGAGAAAAUCAUCUUUUUCAAAAUUGUUAAGCCGCAGAAGUAAAAAAGGCCAGGUAGAAGCAUAAAUGACCACCAGAGAAGAAGGAUUUUUGGUGAAUUCUGCUCUAAGCUUCAAGUACACAGCAGCACACGUGCCGGCACAUCGCAGUACAAGGUGUAGUGUGGUACAAUGAGGUAGGCCCGAGUCAUUUCUCUGAAGCUUGAUAGGUCAGCGUUCACGGUUAAGUGCCUGAGAAACACAACACACAAGUAAUUUUUUUUCCCCACAGAAAGUGUUUAGUGUGCAUGUACACAAAUUCGGUGAGAGGUUUCAUUAGGAUCUGUUGUCACUCCUACACAAACUUACUUGUAAUGUUUUUAUUUAUUUCUUCACUGGCUUUUCCUGCUUUGUUUAGUGUUUCUAGCAUCGUUUUGUUUGAUUUAGAAAGUAAUCUUCAAGUGUUUCUACUUUCACACUUCUACACUUUCCAAACUAAGACUUUACAAAAAUCACCGUCAGUUGUACACAAACGAUUCACCAAUUUAUUUUUUGUCAGACUAGUACGUUACUGCACUUCUCCUGCUGGCCUGGAGGUGGCACUAUAGGCUUACAUGCGCCACCGCGACUGUUAAAGCCCACACACUCGCCCUUGCUUAGACUUCAGACUCCAGCUUUAUAGGAAUUCCUAAAUAGAGCUGAAGAUUUAGCAUCACUAAUCACUUGUAUUCUGGAAAGACGGAUCAUUAGAUCAUAUCAAAUAAUAAAAAAAAUAAUACAUUAAACAAGUGUAAUUAUGAGUGGGGUUGUGGUAAUGUGUUCAGAAAGAGUUUUCAUUGUUCCAGAAAAACCAUACCGGGAAUAUUAGAAGAAACUGUUUAAAGAUUUAAUCCACUGUUUUUACUGUUUUUAAAUUUUGUGUUAUUAUGUAUACAAUAUGUACGUGUUUGUUUUUAACUAAUUAUAAUAUAUUUGACCUUUUAAAUUUUGUUAUACAAUAAAUCAAGGAAAUAUUUUA